UGUGCGGCAACAGCGCAUGCGGGGCGCAGUCGGAGAGGAGGCUGCUCCACUUCGCGACGGUUUGUCUUCCCGGCAGCGGCGCGGCUCGCGGUGUGGUGCCACAGCUGGCGGAGGCGGGGCUGGUGGCCGGCAUUGAGGACUUUUAUAGCCUGGAUGAGGCCUCCCUCUCCUCCCUGCCCAACUUCGGCCCCGCCCGCGCCGCCUCCCUGCUGUCUGCCGUCGCCGCCUCCCGCCGCAUGCCGCCCGCCCGGUUGCUGCAGGGACUCAACAUCCGGAUGGUGGGGCCGGCGGCGGCGGCGGCGCUGGGGGCUGCCUUUCCGGCGGUGGGGCAGCUGGCGGGCAGGUCGGCGGGGGAGAUUGUAGAGGCGUCGGGUGUGGGUCCUGCCGUGGCUUCAUGCGUGUCCGACUGGUUCUCCCAGCCGCACAACCUGCAGCUGCUGGGGCGGUU
This is a messenger RNA of Astrephomene gubernaculifera, 448 nucleotides long. The record is from the annotation of a GenBank genome assembly. NCBI's taxonomy places the organism in Eukaryota, Viridiplantae, Chlorophyta, Chlorophyceae, Chlamydomonadales, Astrephomenaceae.